Chaetomium fimeti is the source of this 3089-nucleotide messenger RNA. RefSeq lists its product as uncharacterized. The transcript has 3 exons. The coding region runs from base 1 to 2778 and encodes 925 amino acids. The record is from RefSeq and is a predicted model, not a curated record. Lineage: Eukaryota; Fungi; Ascomycota; Sordariomycetes; Sordariales; Chaetomiaceae.
AUGGCUAAGGUAGAGCAGGUGAACACGACGGGCCAGAUCACGGUUGCGAAUCUGGUGGUUUUAUCUCGUCUUAUCGCGAAGCAUAUCAAGACUGUGCCACCCCCUAUCCUCCGUUUGUUUCGUUCCGUCAUCGACGCUCGCACUGCUGCCCGCGAAACCUUCCAGCAAAUCGUUGCCGAGAAUCCAAACCCGGAAAUUGAGAGGAGCAAUGUGAGCCACGGGUAUUUCAUCGACGCCUUGACCGAGGCGUUCCACGCACUGGGAGGGGAAAGUUGGAACCCGAACUGCACAAUGGACGACGCUGCUAUUGACGCCAAUGCCCCCAAUCCCAAGGACUCCCUCGACCGCCUUCUCCUGACCAAUCAGUUUACUGCCCUGGACUUGGGCAAUACUGCCGACACGGAUGAAAGAGCCGAAGGAUCGGAUGAUGAGGCCACCUCCGAUGGGCAACCCCGAAAGCGCCCUGACCUUGUUCAGAGAAGACGCCGACAGGCAAGACUAGGCAAAGGGAAGAAAGCCAAGCGGGCUGGAAAACGCAAGGAACGGCCGCAAGAUGACAUUCCUCUCGAGAGAUACCGGAUCAUCGACGAUGUCCAGGCAGCCACCACACUGGCAAGCCCCGAGUAUAUGAUGGCUGUUUGCACCAUUAUGUUGGAGUGGGUCGACCUUCGGAUGUACCUCCAGGACGUAUGGCGCGAGUGCGCUUACGAUGGCUUGAACACUGCCGUUGCGGCCGCUGUUUCCCACAUAGCCGUCACCAUGAUCCAGCGAUCUGCCGCCGAGAUAUUUGUCGACUUCCCCGGCUACGACUUUUACGAGCUGAUAAUGAUCACCAUCACGCGGGGUAAACCGGAAAGGACCGAGGGCCUGUUUAAACACACCGUUCACGCACCCGGCGGCGAGGGUAAAACCGUUCAAGCCAUCUUCGCUGAUAUCAAGGAGGACGUUAUGAUACACACAUACCACGACCUGAUCGACUUCAUCGAGGACGCUCAGAAGACCCGCUCAAAUAGACCGACUAAACGAAUGCUCGGUGAAAUCCGCGAUUGGGACCCCAAUUUCAACCUAGAGCAGGCAACCGAUGAAGAGAGAAUCCGGUGGCGCCGCUGCUAUACCAUAAACUGGCUUUACGACCUAGUCAACGCCUUCUCGUCUUUCCUGGUAAACGACAAUACUGAGGGAUACGUCUUGGAAAACAUCAAUUGGUCGCCGACGGGGCCGUGGGCCAAGUACCGGAGGGUCCUCGGCUUGAACGAGUUUGCCGGUUUCGUCACGUCCCUGGCGAUGCAGAAGCCAGGAACAAAGAUUCUGGGACGCAUCCUGCCACAUCACGUUUUCCAGCUCCAGUGUAUCGUCGACUCCCUGAUGGUUUCUCGCGGUUGGUCGCACAGCCCUUCGAAAGGCCACAAACUCAAGCCACCACCGCCGAAUUUCCGACCUCGGCGCGAUAUCGACCUCUUCCUCGACCGGGAGCAUGAAAGAACAGGCCGUGGAUUCCUUGAAGCCGUUGCUGUUCUCAAGGAUCACUGCAUCACGGACUCCAUGCUCCACCAAGAUCCCGGGCGGCAUGGACAAACCGGGAUGAUGUUGGACCACUUUCGGCGCGAAUUUGCCCAAUGCCUCGGUACGUCGAGCCUGUCGAAAGAUAGGCCCGGCAUUCCCAUAGUCACCGAUAUCCCACCCUCUCGCUUCUCCAACACCGACGCGAACGGCCUAUGGGAGUACUCGCCCUUUCUGUGUGGCACCGGCCUUAUGGAGGCUCUGGAGUUUGCUUACCUAUACGGUGUGUACCUGUGGGACCGGUUCCCCGAGCCCCUGACAAUCCUACACCUACACAACAUGCUUGUCAAGAAGGGGUAUCUCAAGACGCCCGUCGGGUUGUUCGACGCACUUGCGCAACUCUUUGCCCAGGCCAUUUUCAUCGACGGUAGAGUCCCUUCAUCCAACUUCACAAACGCAUACAAUGCCCGCAUGCGGGCUGGAUCUUCCGCAGGCAAAAAGGGGCGUGACGCGCGCAGGAACGCCCAACAAGGUUACGACUACCACAGCACCAUGGCGGUCGAACACAACCAGUUCUUCAACAUCCAAUCCGGCCUCUGCCUGUUGCGGCGCCACAAGUGGAACCUGCACACCAUCCCGGACGCCGAAAUCCCCCUCCGAUCCCCCCUCUUCAUCGCGCGCAUCUCCCAAACCAACCGCACCCUCGACCCGAAAACCCAGCAACUCCGGCUCGACGACACGGAGCUGGUCAGGCGCGCCCGCGCCGACGGCCUGAGCGACGACGAGAUCAUGGCGAUGGGCGCGAGGAAGGGCGGCACCAGCGCGGGCCGCACGAGCACCCGCCGCUUCAAGCGCCCGGACGAGGCCGCCGGCCGCCACCGCCUGCUCGCCUACGCCAAGGCGCACGUCAUGGGGGAUGUCGCCUGCUCGCAGCGCCCGCUGUCGAGCCUGAACUAUGUCGCCGUCGCGUGCUCCAUGAUGAUGCUGUUCGAGAGUAUGGAGGAGAAGUUGUGCGAGCGCCGGAAUGCGGUCUAUGUGCAGGUCUAUGAGACGACUGAUACGUGGGCCGCCUCAAAGAGGGUUGGCUUGGUGCACGAGGCGAUGGCGGGCGGGGAUGAGGAGUGUCUGGAGCUGAUGGCGGAGGCGUUUGAGGAGAUGAGGAUCUCGUUUAUGGUGCAUGUUUAUUGGGAGAAGUUGCCGCCGUUUGAGGAGUAUGUUGCGACGCUGAACUACGAGGAGCUGGAGGGUGUGGAGUGGGACGGGUGUCCGAUUAUGUGAGUUUGGCUCGGGGGUUGGGGGGGCAGAUGGAUGGUUAUUUGUAGGGGCGCCCCUUGGGAUGCAGGCCCUGGUACACCUGGGUGUGCUUGGGUAGGGGUUGGCUGCAUGCCUUUUCGUGUUGACUUUUGGGAACUUGUUGAGCACUAUCUCUACGUUUAGACUUGCGAUGUCGGUCACCCUGAACACCUUGGUUUAGGAUCGACCGGGGAAGAUACCAGGUAGGUAGGUAGUCCACAUCUGUUAUCGGGGGGCAACCGUCAUUGAUCGGUACACGUGUGGCAUGAGUAAAUCACCACUGCUUUCGAAUUCUG